GAAAAUGUGAGAAGUAUGUAAACUUUGCAGUUUACAUCUAAUCCAAUCUAAUCUAAACUCAGUUCAAUAUGGAGUUAGUGUUUCAGUUUUUGAGAAGUGGCAUUUCCUACAGCAAUAGAACGCAGCAUCAGACCGGUUUCCAGGGCAACGGGAGACAACAGACAAGAGGAUGGUUUACAUCACAGAGGACAUGGUCCGUCGACGGGCCGAACACAACGAGUGUGAGAUCUUCUCCCUGGAGGAGGUUUCAUUGCACCAACAGGACAUCGAGCGGAUCCAACACAUCGAGCGUUGGUGUCGAGAUCUGAGGAUCCUGUAUCUGCAGAACAACCUCAUCCCCAGGAUCGAGAACGUCGGCCGCUUGAAGAAACUGGAGUAUCUGAAUCUGGCCUUGAACAACAUCGAAGUGAUAGAAAACCUGGAAGGAUGUGAGAGUCUCCAGAAACUGGACCUGACAGUGAACUUCGUGGGUCGCCUGAGCAGUGUCCAGUCUCUGAAAGCCAAUGUCCACCUUCGGGAGCUGUUCCUGGUGGGAAACCCCUGCACCGAGUUCCACGGGUACCGGCAGUAUGUGGUGGCAUCACUGCCUCAGCUGCAGUAUUUGGACGGAACUGAGAUCAGCCGGUCUGAGAGGAUCCGGUCCCUCCAGGGUUUGGAGGAGGUGAAGAGGCGGGUCCAGCAGCAGGAGGAGGAGUACAUGAGGAGGAGACAGAAGGAGAGGGAGGAGCAGAACCAAAUGGACCAGCAGAACCAGGUGGACCAGCUGAACCUAACGGACCAGCAGAACCAGGUGGACCAGCUGAACCAAAUGGACCAGCAGAACCAGGUGGACCAGCAGAACCGGAUGGACCAGGAGGCGGAGUUCUGGCAGACGCCGUGUUCGUUCACCCCCGAGUCUCGUCUGGAGGUUCAUCGAUUUAUGCAGGAGAAGAAGAAAACCAGGCAGAGGGACGGAGAGAAGACGCCGAAGACUCCAAGGACCCUGAUCACCGCUGAUGGACGAGUUCUGAACGUCAACCAGCCCAAACUGGAUUUCCUUCUGACUGAGGACGACGACAACAACAGCAUCAUCUUAGACCUGGCAGUGUUCAGACACAUGGACACGUCUCUGAUUGAAGUGGACGUUCAGCCGACAUACGCCAGAGUCAGCGUCAAAGGAAAGAUAUUUCAGGUGGUUCUUCCUGCUGAAGUGAAGCCCGACAGUUCCACGGCACAGAGGUCCCAAACCACCGGACACCUGGUCCUCACCAUGCCCCGGGCUGAAGGUGAAAUCAAUGUGACAACGAGGACAAAGGCCGUCCCACGUCCGUUGAGAAUGCCACAAAACCAACCCGGCAGCAGCAGUGACUCACCAGAGGACGAUAAAAGGAGAACAGCUGGUCCUGAGAAGCUGGAGGUGGAUCCCAGCCGACGCACCUCCGUCGACCUCGCCAACAUCGUACCCCGACGGGUCGCCAACGCAGGACCGCUGGAAACCCAGAGCCAGACGAGUCUGAGCGGCGUCUGUGGAGGGUUCGAGGACGACCCCGACGUCCCCCCACUCAUAUGAAACUCACAUGGACCAACGUUUCCAGCUGGAGGGUGACCCGGUAGAACCACUCAGUCCGCCCAGUGGCAUCAGAUCUGGAGUCAGAUCAGUGACACUGGAUGGACACGCAUGGUUUCACCUGCAGUUAAUGAUAGAUUUGAAUUGAAGAGUCACUUUUUCUACAGUUUUUUUCUAUUUUGAUAUAAUACACUG
Molecule: messenger RNA, 1741 nt
Organism: Sphaeramia orbicularis (orbiculate cardinalfish)
Lineage: Eukaryota; Metazoa; Chordata; Actinopteri; Kurtiformes; Apogonidae
Gene: dnaaf11
Product: dynein axonemal assembly factor 11
Exons: 12
Coding region: 170-1549 (459 amino acids)
Biological process (GO): outer dynein arm assembly
Cellular component (GO): cytoplasm
Molecular function (GO): protein binding
Source: RefSeq, a predicted model, not a curated record